AUGGGUGACGAUGUCGUCACGGACACCGAGGUCGGUUCUGCCAGUAACUAUCCAACACAGAGCGACGAGAAACGAUAUGCGCCAGAAGAAAACAGGGGGAAAGACGAGGGCUUCCUUGCCAAACUCCAGCGUUUCACGGGCAAAUAUGGCGUUGAACAGAGGGGAAUUGAGCCCGUAUUGGCGCAUGAGAGGACAGACACCACUGUCCUGAGAGUGGGUACGCUGUGGUUUGCAUGCAAUAUCUCCCUAGGGUCCCUCGCCAUUGGAGUUCUCGCGGUGCCAGCUUUUGGACUGGGGUUCGUGGAUGCGUCCCUUGUUAUCGUCUUCGUCAAUAUCCUAGGAAUAUUGCCUGUGUGCUGGUUUUCUACGUUCGGAGCUAGGUUCGGAUUAAGACAAAUGGUUCUUUCGCGGUUUUAUUUUGGAUAUUACGGCGUGAAGUUGGCGGCUUUUCUUAAUGGCCUUGCGUGCUUGGGUUGGUCUGCUAUCACUGUCAUUGUGGGAGCACAGCUGAUCCCUUCUGUCAACAAUGAUGUCCCCGGUUGGGCUGCAAUUGUAAUAAUCGGUUCUGCGACAUUCUUCGUCAGUCUCUUCGGCUACAAAGUAGUCCAUAUAUACGAAUCAUACUGUUGGAUCCCAACGCUUAUCAUAUUCAUGAUCAUUCUCGGAAUUUUCACACACUCAGGAGACUUCGAGAACCUCCCGUUGAGAACUGGUACUUCAAAAACAGCAUCGAUUUUAUCGUUCUCCUCUGCUGUGUUCGGCUUCGCAGCUGCCUGGUCUGCCGUGUCGUCUGAUUACUGCGUUUAUCAACCAGUAACUGUCAGCCGGAAGAAAAUAUUCUUCACCGUUUUCUACGGUCUACUCCCGGCGCUCUUAUUCACGCAACUGUUGGGCCUGGCCAUUGCGACCGCAACCGCCAAUAAUCCAGAGUAUGCGGCUGCAUACAAUGACAACAAAGUUGGUGGCUUGCUUGCACAUAUUCUAUUUCCCCACCUCGGUAAUUUUGGCAAGUUUUGCCUGGUGGUUCUGGCUCUAAGUACCAUUGGCAAUAAUAUCCCGAAUAUAUAUUCCUUGGGAUUUUCUCUCCAAAUCCUGCACUCACAGGCGCAGAGGAUACCUCGUUAUGUCUGGUCCUUCGUUGGAAGCUUAGUAUAUAUUGGCAUUGCCAUUCCAGGCUACUCCCACUUCGAGACUGUGUUGGAGAGCUUCAUGCUGAUUAUUGGAUACUGGGCCGCCAUUUAUCAAGGCAUCUCUUUGGGAGAACACGUUGUGUUCAGACGGGGAACAAGGCGCUAUAACGUCCAAGAUUUCGACACACCAUCGAAGCUUCCCCCGUCAUUCGCAGCCAUUGGCGCUUUCUGUUGUGGUAUCAUGGGCGUUGCCCUUGGGAUGUCACAGAUAUGGUUUGUUGGACCGAUUUCCAGAAGGAUAGACGAAUCCGGAGCAGAUAUUGGCUUUGAGUUGGCGUUUGGGUUUACGUUCAUCUCCUAUAUCCUAUUUCGAAUGGUAGAAAGGAGUUACUUCAGGCGUUAA
This is a messenger RNA of Histoplasma capsulatum G186AR, 1533 nucleotides long. RefSeq names its product purine cytosine permease Fcy2. The record is from RefSeq and is a predicted model, not a curated record. Gene Ontology annotation, cellular component: plasma membrane; fungal-type vacuole membrane. Lineage: Eukaryota; Fungi; Ascomycota; Eurotiomycetes; Onygenales; Ajellomycetaceae. Gene Ontology annotation, molecular function: transmembrane transporter activity. Gene Ontology annotation, biological process: transmembrane transport. The transcript is spliced from 4 exons. The coding region runs from base 1 to 1533 and encodes 510 amino acids.